UAUAGGACGAAUACUUUUGUCAACCAUAUGAUUAGUGUUAUCUAAUGCAAAAAAAAGAGGAAAUAAUAUUAAUCCCAAAUGACAAAAACUAUAAGAAUAUACUUCGAAUAUAUUGACUUUCAAUUCUUAGUAGGAAGAAAUAUCGACACGGAAUGAUUCCUUGAUCCAUAGAAUAUGCUUAACAAUGUUUGGUCUUUAAAAGAAGACAACUUCAAACUUUGGUGCAAUACCUUCUUGAGAAAAAAAAAUUAAAAAGAUGAAAUUUGGAAAAAGAUUUCGCGUUAAGAUAUCGAUUAUCAUGCCUGAAUGGGAAAGUGAGUGUAUGUCUUACAAAGACUUGAAAAAGCAGUUGAAUUUAAUGGACCCAGAAAGACGCCAUGAGGGUUUUCAACAAUUACUCAAGAAUGAACUUGAAAGGAUGAAUGAUUUUUUUGUGAGGACUGAAGAAGAAUACAUAAUCAGAUUCCAGGUGUUGAAAGACAUGAUAGCUGAUGAAUAUAGCAGUGAAGAUACAGCACAAAUGACAAGUGAUCUCCUGCAAUUCCACAAUAAACUGGUUUUGCUACUUCACUACAAUGUCCUAAAUUGUGAUGGAUUCUUGAAGAUCAUCAAGAAACACAGGAAGAAAACUGGGAGAGAGUUUAAUUUGUCAUUUAUGCAGGGAGAUAAUCAACAACUGUUUUUCAUUGCAAAUUCACUCGGUUUACUUUUGGGAGAGUGUAAAGAGAUUCUAGAACAACUGGUGCGCAGAUGAUGCCCUUGUUUGGAGUAUUCCAAGUGGAAUAAAUGUCACGUAUUCUGCAUAUUGACACCAUGAAAUGCAGAAAUUACUAUAUACUUAUAUUUAAUAUUGAAUCAUGAAUGUCUCUAGCACUGACAUUUCAAUGGAUUUAGUGGUAAAUCUUGGCUAUAUGGAUCAUUGGGAGGAAUCGCUAUUGAGUUUUUUCUAUCCAUUAUGUACAAUGUAAUGUUAAAUACUCCUAUCAUAUGUUAUAUUUGGUAAAAUCUUUAGAGAGAGUCAGUGUUCAGUUGUACUCUUAA
Lactuca sativa (garden lettuce) is the source of this 1041-nucleotide messenger RNA. Its product is annotated as SPX domain-containing protein 2. NCBI's taxonomy places the organism in Eukaryota, Viridiplantae, Streptophyta, Magnoliopsida, Asterales, Asteraceae. The record is from RefSeq and is a predicted model, not a curated record. Gene Ontology annotation, biological process: cellular response to phosphate starvation.